UUGGAAACGUAUUGUUUUCAUUGACGAUGUCAACAUCGCCUCGCCGUAAUAGUAUUGCGGCUACUGAUGAUUUGUAUGAAAAGAAAAAGACUAGGAAACGUUCAUAUUCAUUGGGAGGGUCCCAUGCUGUGCAAGAAUUGAAGGAACGCGCUAACCCAGGGAAAGGAAUUCUUAAACGAUAUUCUUCCUUUGGACUUGAUCCUGCUAGCAAAAAUGAACGUGCUUACAACGAGGAUUUUGACACACUGAAUAAUACCGUGAUUGGUAUUCCUAAUAGCAUAAUGUUUGCAUCCAAACAAAUGACCACUCCGCAAGAGAAUGAACCAACAACUCAUUCAAAGGGCCGAAGAAGUCGUGUAUCUUUUGCAAGCCACGCUCGUGUGAGGUGGUAUCAAAAUGAGUCGGAUCGAUCGCGUUUUUCGUCAGACUCUCCUCCUGUUUCUUCUCCUCCAUCUGCUGCCAUAACGCCAGCUGUUUCAGCCGAAGAAGAAGGGAAUGUAUCUCCUAAUGAAUUGUCUGAUAAUGAAAAUGAAUCGAGAAGUAGUCAGGGAUCAAGAGAAUCCCUUUCGUCCAAUGCUCCCAAUCAUUCCUCCCUUUCCCAGCUAGAAGAGAAUGAGACAAAUAGUGACAUGGAUGUUACGAAUUCACCUCCUUUAUCCAACUCUGUGUCCAUUUUACCGAAUCCUUCUCAGACAGCUACCGAUCACCCAUAUUCCUCUCAAAUAGCUUCUUAUGGAGUCUCAGAAAGACCUCCAAUAAAACAAAGUAACUCAAAUAGCAAUCAAGAAGAGGAAACUGAAAUGAGCAUGGAUGUCACUAUGCGGUUUCAUGAUGAUAACUCUUACCUUUCUGGCAUUGAGUCUGUUAAGGGAACCAGCUCAACAGAGCAAACUCCUUCUCGACAAGUCAAGAAUAUCUCUAAUCAUUUUCCGCUUUAUAAUGCUGCUGAUUCGUCUGCUCCUAAGUCAAUUCCCUCGCUGGCUCGAGGCAUAGAAGAAGAGCAAGACAUGAUGCUCACUCGGCCAAUUGAUGUACCACCUACUGUUCCUGAAGAUUUUCCGAACCAGAUGGACAUAAGCAUGGAGCUUACUUCCAGUCAUAUAUCACCAAUUCGUCCCACUCAUGAACUAUCUAUAGAUGAUACCAUUGGUACACCUAGUAAGGAUCUUAAGUCAUCUAUAGACCCUCCUACCGCCUUUAAUAUUCCUGCUUCCCCUUCAGAAAAUCCUACUGAUAUGGAUUUAACGACGUCGCUUCCUGCGAACCAGCUUUCGCUUCAAUCUUCCUCUGGGGAGGAAGCUAUGGACAUCACUCAGACUGUUCAUCCUCUUCCUUUAUCUGUCAAUCCCAUCAAUCAAGUCGAUUAUAAUUCUGAUUUCCAAGGGUCGGAAAACAACGAAACUCUUGGUGCUGGUGAAGAUGAUAUGAAUGUGACAAAAGCAUUUGAUGAAUUUUCUCCUUCAAAGAUACAGAUAAAUGAUAAUGAAGAACCGAUGGAUGUAACAGGUGUCGUCAAUCUUCCAUCUUCUCUUGUAAAUGAAAAUCAGAAUGUACCGGAACAGCAAGAGGAAGUGGGGAUGGAUCUCACGUUACCAAUAGAGAAGCUUCCUUCUCCAGAAAAUAGAGCUGUUGCAUAUGAAGAAACUCCUCCUCAUAAAAAAGCAAAACGGUUAAGUUACAACCUUCAUGCUAAGACACCCAGUAAACCCGAAAGUCCCUUUUUAGAAAAGAAAGCUACUUCGGUUUCUCCUUCACCUAAAAGUAAUUUGAAUAGGAGCUCAACAAAAAGUUUUCGUCGUAAACAAAGGUACAGUACAUCAACCGUGGAUAUGGAAGCUAAACGGCAACAACGACUGUCAACAAUCCGAAAUGCCAGAAAGUCUAUAUCUACUUUGAAUGAUUUGGAAUUUGUUUCAUUUUCCUCUACUUUAGAGCAGGAAUCUAUUACAAGUCCUUCAUCCCAAAAAAAUGACAAAAAUGAUAGCCCGAAUAAAAUUGAGAAAUCUGUGGCUGCAAGUCCUUUAAGGCAUGAAGUGCAUCCUGGCCCUGCAGCUGCAUCUUUAGCGCCGGAAUCUUCAUAUUCUGAUGAUUUUGCAAAUAGCAGAUUUCAAGAAAUGGAAAAGGAUUCCUUCAUAUCGCCAAUAGCAGUCAAAUUACGCCCAUUUACCUUAGAAGAAACGCAGGAUUUGAGUUCUUCAAUGGGGGUAAACGAUAUUAAGGAAGGAAGUGUCUUACAUGCCGCUGAUAUGCCAGAGACCGUUAAUGAAAUUGUACCUACAGAUGAACAAAAACAAAAUGAGGAAGCAGAACAGGAGGUUGCUUCAUCCGCAUUUGAUCCUGUUUUGCCGGCUUUGACAUUGGAGGAAUUUUUGAAUAUGACAGAAAUUGAGUUUCUGGACAAUAUAACGAGUUCAAAAAGGCGUGAAACAAUAGUAUCUGGUUCAGCUGAAAGUCCUCAAUUAACGACUGCUCAACUUUUGGAGUCCUACUAUUUGCAAUUCCCAAUACUCGAAUUGUACAAAUUUAGCUGUCAAAAAUUGGAAGAAUAUAUUAUUGAGGGAAAGGAUUUCGUAACAAAAAUGGCUGAAGAUGCUUAUCAGAAUAAUCCGUUGCUGUUUUAUGAGUAUAGAAAAGCGUCAAGUGAGAUGAAAGCAUUAAUGAAUUCACAGUUUCGGAUAAUUAAAACCUUUUCGCGUUUACAAGCGCAGGGAUAUUGGUAUGAAUGGCGGGAGGCCCUAUUGCUAGGAAUUAAGCAGGAACUUAAUGAGAAUCUCAUGAAACUUCAAAAAAAUUUGAUACAGGUUUCGGAAACCAGAUCCAAGCUUCUUCCCUUUUUCGAAGGAUUACGUGAGAAUUUGUCUUCGGUGUCAUCAAAAGUUGGAACAUUGAGAAAGAGAAAAGAAAUGUUUGGACAAUAUAAUCAAAAAUUAGUUCUCCAAGCUCAAAAUAAAUUUGAAGACUUGCAAAGGGAACUAAGCUUGAAAAAGAAAGCACUACUUGAACAACAAAUUAAGGAGCAGCAUAAGCGGAAAGAGAUGGAUGACCUAAGUAAUCGAUACAAACUUCUAGAACUGCAGUGUCGGGAAGAAAGGGAAUUUUAUAAUGCGAAUCAGGAUUUUGAGUAUGAUGAAAUUACAGGAUAUCAGCAACGAAUGUCAGAAUUACAAAGGGAACUUGGCUGGACCAUAGUUUCUAUCCGACCUAAUGAAAUGAAACUAAUUUGGAAUCAUUCGUUACAACCCUUUCAUGUUUACGUUUUGCUUCAAGUGAGCCAACAACGACUGGAUCUUAAUGUAAGAGCUGAAAUAGCAAAGCGAUCAUGGACAGUAACUGAUGUGUUUGGUAUUAUUACUGAGAUGUUUCACAACAACAAAAGCAAAAUUAUUAAGAAAAACAUCAAAUUACUGAAACCGGAAUUGGACGAAAUAGCUGUUUAUUGGAGUCAAUUACAAGAACUUUUGCUGGAAUUUGAAAGGCUUAAAUUAUAUUGGCCUUAUGUGUCAUUUUAUCAAGAAAACCAGUGUGUCGUAAUUCGACUGGAGAUGUAUCUUCACUCUAGGGCAACGAAGUUUUUAAUAGAGUUUAGCAUUCCCGAGUCGGCUUUAAUGAAGCAAAAUGGAGCGAGUUAUGUUUAUCAAGCAACUUCCGUAAGGGUUCAUUCAAUUUAUGAUAAUGGUCUAAGUCAAGAAUCGGAAAUUUUGAGCGUUCUUUUGGAAAAGCUACAUUCAGUAUCUAUGAAUGCAAUUUCAUUUGCAUGUUUUGAGGUUUUGAGCAUUUUCCACUAGUGGAAUGAUAAAAAUUAAAACUAUAUUCUACAUAAUCCGCUUUUUUGUAUAUUGGGUGUCGGUUUAUGAUUUCACAUUUACUGCCCCUUAAUGCCUAGUGGAAAUGCUCAAAACUUUCGUGUAUACUAAAUUUAUAUUUAAUAAUAAUGGGUCACGUG
Schizosaccharomyces cryophilus OY26 is the source of this 3943-nucleotide messenger RNA. Its product is annotated as kinetochore protein Spc7. Bases 27 to 3785 code for a protein of 1252 amino acids. The transcript has a single exon. Gene Ontology annotation, biological process: mitotic sister chromatid biorientation; protein localization to kinetochore; mitotic spindle assembly checkpoint signaling. The record is from RefSeq and is a predicted model, not a curated record. Lineage: Eukaryota; Fungi; Ascomycota; Schizosaccharomycetes; Schizosaccharomycetales; Schizosaccharomycetaceae.